Molecule: messenger RNA, 492 nt
Organism: Asparagus officinalis (garden asparagus)
Lineage: Eukaryota; Viridiplantae; Streptophyta; Magnoliopsida; Asparagales; Asparagaceae
Product: probable sugar phosphate/phosphate translocator At1g53660
Exons: 5
Coding region: 1-492 (163 amino acids)
Source: RefSeq, a predicted model, not a curated record
AUGGCCUUCUCCUCUGCAUUAUGCUUGAUAACUCUGAAGGUCAUGAAGGCCAGAGGAAUUGAGCAUCCUGGGAAUAGGAACUUUAAGGAAACAAAGCAAAAUAGAAAUGUACAGCAAAGCUAUAUGGAGAUAAAUUUGCACUUUGAAGUGAGAUAUGAUGAAAGGCAGAAGAGAGCCAAAGUUCACAUAGCGGUCGCUGUACUUGAAAAUGUUUUUGAGAAUGGGGCAACUCAAUAUAAAAUGCUAUUGUCUACCAUCACCCUUGGAGUAAUAGUGGCAUCUUAUGGGGAAGUAAGUUCUAGCUGGCGUGGAGUGGGCUAUCAGAUGGGCAGUGUUAUCUGUGAAGCGCUGAGGCUAAUUGUUAUCCAGUACACCUUCAACUCUAAUUCUUCAAUCAUUAAGAAAGGUGUUUUUAACAAGAUCUGUCGUUUAUUGCUCCAGCUCAACUUUCUUCCCUGUUCCAUGGAUGUUCUGGGAGAAGCCGAUGAUUGA